AUGGCAGCUUAUAACGCUGCAUCCGCCACUAAGCCUUCUUUACCUGAAGACACUGGGUUGAGCUAUCCAAUAAGGGAGGGCGCAAUCGAGGGAUGCGUCGAGUACAACGCCGCUAUCGCGCCGAUGACUUGCAAAUCAUUCCUGGCUUUGAAUAGAAUAACCAUAGCACAGCUGUUCAAAUGGAACCCUGCUGUCGGUGCCGACUGUAGUAACUUAUGGCUUGGUUAUCAGUACUGCGUUAGUACAGAUGCUGUGCCUACCGAUAUCGCGUCUAGCACUGAUACGCCAACUACAACGCCAACGCCAACUAAAACUACAUCAGCAACCCCAAGCCCAACGGCCCCAAGCGCUCCAGUCCCAACGCACCCCGGUACUAUCGAGAAUUGUGAUGAAUGGCAUGUUGUUGGAGGCAGUGAUACGUGUUGGUCUAUCACGCAGGAGUAUGGUAUCACGCUCGACCAAUUCUACAAGUGGAACCCGGCGAUUCAAAACGACUGUGGUACCAAUUUCUGGCCGACGUAUGCGUACUGCGUAGGGGUUUCGGCCUGA
This is a messenger RNA of Dothidotthia symphoricarpi CBS 119687, 549 nucleotides long. RefSeq names its product carbohydrate-binding module family 50 protein. NCBI's taxonomy places the organism in Eukaryota, Fungi, Ascomycota, Dothideomycetes, Pleosporales, Dothidotthiaceae. The record is from RefSeq and is a predicted model, not a curated record. Bases 1 to 549 code for a protein of 182 amino acids. The transcript is spliced from 5 exons.